This is a messenger RNA of Gopherus flavomarginatus (Mexican gopher tortoise), 2101 nucleotides long. RefSeq names its product ArfGAP with dual PH domains 1 (gene ADAP1). Lineage: Eukaryota; Metazoa; Chordata; Testudines; Testudinidae. Gene Ontology annotation, molecular function: phosphatidylinositol bisphosphate binding; GTPase activator activity. The record is from RefSeq and is a predicted model, not a curated record. Gene Ontology annotation, cellular component: plasma membrane; intracellular membrane-bounded organelle. Bases 320 to 1447 code for a protein of 375 amino acids. Gene Ontology annotation, biological process: positive regulation of GTPase activity. The transcript is spliced from 11 exons.
UCGGGGCUCCUGCGAAAGGCAGCGCGUUCCCCGCCGCGGCGGGAGGAAUGCGGAACCAGCCCCGUGCAAAGAGCUGCGGCUGCUGCUGCCCGGGCUGGAGGCUGCUCAGAGCCCAGUGAGGAGGAUGGGGAAGCGGGAGCCCUAAGCGCCCUGCUGCCGCCCAGGGGGUCCGCCUUGCCCGUCUGAGCCGGGGCCAGAUGAAGCAGCCCCCGGCGGCGAGGUAGCCUCUCCAGCGCCCCCAGCCCAGCCCCAUGAAGCUCAUCUAGCAGAGGAGGAGGAGAGAAGCCGGAGCCGAGCCCUUCUCACUCGCACCGUCCCCAUGGCGAAGGAGAAGCCCAGGAAGGCUUUGCAGGAGCUGCUCCAGAGACCAGGCAACCAGCUGUGCGCGGACUGCUCCGCACCCGAUCCAGACUGGGCAUCGCAUACCCUAGGAGUGUUUAUCUGUUUAAAUUGUUCAGGAAUCCAUCGCAAUAUCCCACAAGUCAGCAAAGUGAAAUCAGUCCGUUUAGAUCCGUGGGAUGAUGUUCAAGUUGAGUUUAUGGCCGCAAAUGGAAACAAUGUAGCAAAAGCAAGAUAUGAAUCUAAAAUACCACCAUUUUAUUACAAGCCAACAUUUCCUGACUGUCAACUGCUACGAGAACAGUGGAUCAGAGCCAAAUAUGAAAGAAAAGAAUUCAUUUACACUGAGAAGCAAGAGCCUUAUUCUGCAGGGUACAGAGAAGGACUUCUCUGGAAGAGAGGACGUGACAACGGGCAGUUCUUAAGCAGAAAAUUUGUGUUAUCAGAACGAGAAGGUGCACUGAAGUACUUCAACAAAAAUGAUGCAAAAGAACCCAAAGCAAUUAUGAAGAUUGAACAUUUAAAUGCGACUUUCCAACCUUCAAAAAUAGGGAACCCACAUGGACUACAAAUCACUUACUUGAAGGACAACAGCACAAGGAAUAUCUUUGUCUAUCAUGAAGAUGGCAAGGAAACAGUGGAUUGGUUCAAUGCCAUCCGUGCUGCACGGUUCCAUUAUUUACAAGUGGCGUUCCCUGGAGCUAGUGAUGUUGAUCUGGUGCCAAAGCUUUCUAGGAACUACUUGAAGGAAGGUUACAUGGAAAAAACUGGGCCAAAGCAAACGGAAGGUUUCAAGAAGCGAUGGUUCACCAUGGACGACCGAAGGCUGAUGUAUUUCAAAGAUCCUCUGGAUGCCUUUGCUAGAGGGGAAGUAUUUAUUGGGAGCAAGGAAAACAGUUACAAGGUCCUGGAAGGACUCCCACCAUCCACCCAGGGAAAUCACUGGCAGUAUGGGAUAACCAUUGUGACCCCAGACAGAAAAUUUCUCUUUGCUUGUGAGACAGAAAGUGAUCAGCAAGAAUGGAUUACAGCUUUUCAGAAAGUCAUAAGCAGGCCAAUGCUGCCUCAGGAAUAUGCAGUGGAAGCCCAUUUCAAGCAUAAACCUUAGCUGGGACUGUCGGAACAGACCCAAGGAACGAGAUUAUGUUUACAACACAAGAUGGUUUUAUUUGAAAUGUUUAAAAAAAUAAUAAAAGAAAAUUAGAAAAAAGUCCUUCACUUAAUCCUGUUGGAAGCCAAGAAGUCAGCGGCAAAUGUCACACGGAAGCUGCUGAGCCAUAGCAAAACCAAACCUUGCACUUCUCUAGGUAGGCGCUGUGGGGCUCUUGUUUACGGCACUACCUAAUGCUCAUCCAUAGACUUCACUUCCAUAUGCCACCAUUUUGUGUAUCUCACUACAUUAGGUAAAGAAUUACCACAAAUACCUGAGCAUGUUGUCAACAUAGUAGAUUCUGAAUGAUGUGCACCAGGAUGCCCCUGGGUCUGUGCUAACCUGUAAUAAUAACACAACCCAGUCCAGAGUGGUCCAGAAUGCUUUGUGAAACAAAUUUGGCUGUAUUCUGUAAGUAGCAUUUUCACAGGGUAUUGAUGAUUGACUUGAAAACAUUAAUGGCACAUCCCAAAGAUACGGUGUGCUUGACAGUCUGCAAACAUGGUCAAUGGCUAGAGUAACUGAUGCAAAACAUCCUGUGGAAUAUGAAAAUGAGCAAUUUAGCCCUUGAUGAGAAGGGAAGAAAAAACGCUUCAUAUUGUAUCUCAUAUA